CAUUCUCGUUAUUGUCGCUGGCUACACGCUACUCAACCUUGUGUGUAACUGAGGUUUGAUGUUAACUUAUCAUUUAUACGAAGUAGGCUCGAGUCUGGAAGCUAUGGAAUUGUCAAUCGUUUGUUCUUUUUAGUAUAUUGAUCUUAGUUUAGCCAUGUUCAGAUUAGCUAUGAACCACUGAUGAGGUCCAUACCAGUUUAGCCUAAACGGCUUGGGAAAUAACAUUUUAUACUUAGCUUAAAAAAAAGAGCUUUUUUGCCCAUCAUGGAGACGUCCCUGGUAGAAAAGGAAUCUCAUGAUCCGCCAACAACUACGUCUGAGCCUUUGUCGGCUUUCAUGUUAGCUAAGAUAGAGCGCAACAGACAACGGGCGCUGAUGUUGAGACAAGCACGUCUGGCCAGCCGACCAUCGGGAGAAGGUGGUACAUGUGCGAAGGUCGCGAAAACAGUCGAUUCGGGGGCAGGCUUUUUCAUUGAAGAAGAUGAUGAAGAAGACGGACACAUUGCUAAGAAAGUGACCCAGCAGCCAGCUCCUGUGAUGGAGUCUGACUAUUUGAUGUGUGAGGAGUGUUCCAAGCCCUUCAUGGAUUCUUAUCUGAGCAAUAGCUUUGAUCUGGCAGUAUGUGACAAGUGCAGGGACAAUGACGUGAAGCACAAGCUCAUCUCUCGAACGGAGGCGAAGCAGAACUAUCUGCUUAAGGACUGUGACCUGGAUAUGAGGGAACCACCACUACGCUUCAUUCUCAGGAAGAACCCCCACAACACUACAUGGGGGGACAUGAAGCUCUACCUCAAGCUGCAGGUGGAGGGGCGCAGUACGGAGGUCUGGGGGAGUGAGGAGGCGCUGGAGGAGGCUAAGGAGACACGUGAAGAGAACCGUGAGGUCCAGAAACAAAAACGCUUCAACAAGAAGGUCAAAGAGCUGAGGAAGGCUGUGAGGAGCAGCAUGUUCCGGAAGGACACCAGCGUGCACCAGCAUGAGUACGGCCCUGAAGAGCUGGUGGAUGAGGAGGAAGACCUCUACAGGAAGACCUGCACCACCUGUGGCCAUCAGCUCACCUUCGAGAAGAUGUAGCACCUCCACCUGCCAUCACCAGAUUACAUACCAAGAGAUGACCAGAGAUAACCCCUCUACCUGGGACCAGCACUUCAUCUACAAGAGGAUCUAAUUUACUCCUACCUGCUGCCAGGACCUCAGCUGUGUGAGGAUAACACUGGUCUCAGGGAGCAUAAUCUAAUGUCCAGGUGUUGCCUUCAGAACCAAGUAUGGUGUGUGGGGAAGAAAUAACCAUAAAAAUUCGUUGGUCAUUUUCACAUUCUGACAUUCGAGGAUUGCUGUGGCAGAAUCCUGUGCUUUUUCUUUAUUACAGACUAGAAACUUGACCUGUCCAUGUAUCAGCACUUCUUUUCUGAGGUCCUUGGCUGUCGCCUUUGUUUGCCUUAGGUGGAAUUUCUGUAAUGCGACCACAUUUGGCAAAAGACUAAAAACUGUCAUGUCCACAAGGGGAGCUGGAUCUAUUAAAGGACAAUUAACGGUUAAGACACCAUAUUAAGUGGGAAAUACCAGAAUAUUCCAAAAUGAAUGUUGAUACUCCGGACACAUCCACAUUUUCUACUCUCUACUCUUAAUUUCAUAUCCAGCAACCCAGACCACAGUUUGGUUGUCAUUGACUGCAUUAGUUAUGUCUCUUGUAGUCUUAUCUCAUCAUGCUGUACAGUAUUGUGUUAAUCUGCAGAACACCAUUCUCAAGCUCCUUAGCCAUGAGAACUUUGAUUCUCAGUUCUACCUCUGAUGAUGUGCCACUAGGUGGUGACGGAGAGCAAUUACAGCCCUACGAACACUCUUUUGACUUUCUAUGACUAGUUUGUCAUGAGUUGUUGUAUUACAGACUAAUGCCUGCAUAAGAACAACAGAUGAACCUCCCAUUGACUGUGUUUCAUUAUUUUUUUUGAAGUAAAAUAAAUAAAGGACAGAUGAAAAUGCUGUUGAUUUCGAUGGUG
This is a messenger RNA of Clupea harengus (Atlantic herring), 2000 nucleotides long. RefSeq names its product xeroderma pigmentosum, complementation group A (gene xpa). Gene Ontology annotation, cellular component: nucleotide-excision repair factor 1 complex. Lineage: Eukaryota; Metazoa; Chordata; Actinopteri; Clupeiformes; Clupeidae. Gene Ontology annotation, molecular function: damaged DNA binding. Gene Ontology annotation, biological process: UV-damage excision repair; nucleotide-excision repair involved in interstrand cross-link repair; base-excision repair. The record is from RefSeq and is a predicted model, not a curated record.